Molecule: messenger RNA, 8468 nt
Organism: Coregonus sp. 'balchen'
Lineage: Eukaryota; Metazoa; Chordata; Actinopteri; Salmoniformes; Salmonidae
Source: the annotation of a GenBank genome assembly
AUGUUGUUCUGCUCCAGGGGACCUGUCCUCCUGCGCUCCCAAGGAAACAUGCUUCUCUUCUGGAUGUCUUGUGGAUCCCUACUCCCUCUCCUGGUCCUCUGCUAUAAUGAACAAGAACGCUGCACAAUCCAGGAGAACAAACAAUAUCAUGGUAGGGUCUAAGUCUAAGAAACGUUUUAACAGAUAUCGAUGACAACAAAAUGUAUAAGUUGGACAUAUGGCUAAAUGUUUAAUUGUGGACAUUAUAGAAAGUAUUAUUAAGAUAUAGACAAUAUCACAACACUGCCAUCCACUUGGUCAUGUAUUUUUUCCAGAAGUGAUUGUAGAUAAUACUUUCUUCCCUAUAGAGAGACCUGUACUCUACAUCAUACAGCACAAUGUGUUCUAAUUCUAUUAUCUAUAUCCUUGUUCCCAGUCCCUCUAUCCACAGUGUCCCCUGUGCUUGAGUCCUUGCGGUGCUACAAUGACUACACCUCCUACGGCCGCUGUAGCUGGGAGGAGAGUCCACACACGUCCGCACAAGCUCCGUUAGCCCUAUUCUACUGGGACAGCACUGAGAACCGGUAAAGAUAGAGCUGAUGGGGUGAUGAGAGGACGGAGGGAGGGAGGGAGGGAGGGAGGGAGGGAGGGAGGGAGGGAGGGAGGGAGGGGAGAAGGAAGAGGUGGACACUGAGAAACAAUGUACUCAAUGGACUGAUGUCUCUCUCUAUCUCUCGCUCUCUCUUUUUCUCUCCCCUCCAGUGAGUCCCUGUGUAAACCCUAUGGUCAGCCAGCACUGAAUCCCAACAAUAGCAAGCUCACCGUCCAGUGUCAGUACAACACUCUUUACUUUGGCAUCAAUACCAACCAUGUCUUCUUCUUCAAGACCACCUGUCCCCCUGCCCUGCUUCUGUCUAAGAAUGGUGAGUUUAAACAUUACAGGACCCCUGUCAUAAUUGGUUCUCAAUCAUUUUACAUUUACAUUUUAGUUAAAAGUUAGCUAGCAGAUUACCCAAUUCAGUAGAAAUAUAUAGGGUCCUAUAUCUGUUUUAUUUGACUAUUCAUUUAUGUGUUUUUUCGUUUUUGACAGUGUGUGUGUGUGUGUGUAUUUGUGUGUAUUACAGUGAGGGUGCGUCAACCAGUCCACCUAUCACAGCAGGCUGUAGAGAGAGGGGGCUGUUUGCUCAGCUGGGAAAGCCUCUACCCCCCCUCGUCCCUCCUGUCCCCCACUCUCAACUACCAGGUCAACUACAGGAGGUCUAACCAGGAUGACUGGAUAGUAUGUACUGGAGUAACAAACAAUUGGCUUGAGUACCAUAUCUUGUUUGUGCUAUAUAUUUCCAACUCCCUGUCACUCAUUGUCAAGGACAGAAGGCAAGAGGUGGUGGUCCUCUGUAGUUCAGCUGGUAGAGCACGGCGCUUGUAACGCCAAGGUAGUGGGUUCGAUCCCCGGGACUACCCAUACACAAAAAAAAAAGAAAAUGUAUGCACGCAUGACUGUAAGUCGCUUUGGAUAAAAGCGUCUGCUAAAUGGCAUAUUAUAUAUUAUAUUAUAUUAUAAGAGCACAAAUUAAUCUGGGACCAGGUUAACAUACAAGGUGCUCUCAAAGACCCCUAUUCAUCUAAGAAAUGUGCUUCUGAAUCUUCAUAAAUACAGUAUACACUCUUAGAAAAAAGGCUGUUAUCUAGAACCUAAACGGGUUCUUUGGCUGUCCCCAUAGGAUAAAUCUUUUUGGUUCCAGGUAGAACCCUUUUUGAUUCCAGGUAGAACUCUUUUGGGUUCCAUGUAGAACAUGGAACCCAAUAGGGUUCUACCUGGAACCAAAAAGGGUUCUUCAAAGGGUUCUCCUAUGGGGACAGCCGAAGAACCUGUUUAGGUUCUAGAUAGCACCUUUUUUUCUAAGAGUGUUGGAGGACUGUUAGUUAACAUAUUGCUUAUGAUUUCCAACCCUCUUGUAAAAAGACAUGCUAAUUCUCAUAGUUAUUCAUCAUGGCAUGAGAUAUCCCCCGCAAAACAAGCACAAGCAUAGGGUAGUUUUGCUCGGUUACAAAAUCAUCACUUCUUUAGAAUCAUUAACCACUACCUCUCUGCUUCCUGCCCAGCGGAAUCACCAGAGUUUCAUAACGUUCAGGGGCUCAGUCCUGAAGAGCAGGGGCUGAGGGGGAUGUGGGUGAGGAAAAAAGGGCCUUUUCUAAAAUCAUUUCCUGCAAUUGUACGUCAUUUUACAUGACUGGAGACAUUACAAUAAUAUUAUUCUAUACCACACGAAUGAUCAAAAUGUCAAGCUACUCUGACAUUUACAUAUUGAGAUCACUAAAACAAACGACCCAUGCCUUGAAUGCAACCAAUAGCAUAGGCCAAUGAAAAUAGUGGAUACACAGAUCUUAGGCCUACAAUAAUAAGGAGGAAAUUAUAGUCCAUCAACUUUCCAGUGGCACUCACCUAUUCAAACAGUAUUUUCCUCAAUUGUAUUUUGAAAUAUUGCUAAAUACCUUCUAGCUGCUGCCUGCUGUUCAUUGACAGCCACAACUCAACAAUCAGCUGUUUGAUAUUUUCUGCACAGGCUGUCCAAUUGCAGGAUUCCCAACUGUAGACUAAGGCCUAUGCGCUCAUAAUGUGACAAAACACUAUCUACAGCAAUUUGGCUAAAUUAUGCUGCUGUAGUAUUUUCAAUGAUUUCACUUAUUUUUAUUGAGACAGGAGUAAUUAUAUAAUUUGUCAAAUUUAUUUCAAUUUAUCUGCAGCACUUCCAGCACCCCUUCCUGCAGCGCUAUGGUUUCUUCCAUGUGCUGUGCUCUCCCCAAGGCCAAAUAAUCAACACAUAUUAUUAUUAAUUAAAUUGAUUGUGGUCAGUAACCCUAUAUGAGGUUAUUGUGUAGGUAGGCCUACUGUUACAAUAAUAUUUAAAAUAAUCUAAUCUAUCAGCAAGUAGCCUAGCCUACAAUUACAAGACAAUAAAUUCAGUAAGUCAAUGAAGCCAAUAGCGGUUUCAGCUAGAUUGUUAUUGAAACGAUGUAGGCCUUAUGACCUUUUUAAACAAUAACAAAAUAUGUCAAAGGACUUGAAUAGCCUAUGGGAAAAGUGUAAAAAUCUGUAUUCGCAUCAGUAAGCUAAGUGACUGAAAUGCAGCAGAAAAAAAAAAAAGGAAAGUUCAGGAAAACAUCAGGGAAGCUCAUCAGGUAGGCUAUAGCCUAAUGUGUGUGUAGAUCAAAUCUGCAUUGCUUUUAAUUGCUAGACUAAUGAUCAUGAGCACUCACCUUAACUUAGAUAACAUUACCCAGCCUAAUUGUAACCUAAAAUCCAAACAGAGAUUCAGUGAAAACAAAAAUCUGACAUUGAUUUAUCAAGAUGAGUUCCAAUGCUUGUCUCAAAGCAGCACAAUGACGCUGUCCCGAUCAAAACGGUGCUGGAAUUAUCAGUUGACCACACAUGGCAAUUGCUUUACAUUUAUUAUUACCAGUGGUGUAGUGCUAUUUUUUAGGUAGCCUACCGGAGCACCAUUUUUACAAUUAUUAUUAUGCCAUUAAUAAGCCAUUUCUGAAUGAAAGUUGGUACCGACAUGAAACCUUUCAUACAGAAAAUCCUAAACCACCAAAUUAGGCCUACCUUAUUAUAAAUUAGGCCAUCAUCACUGUCAAUCGUGAAUGAUAAUUCUUCACGUUUUACAGGUGAAACGUCCAUGCUGCAUGCAUGCCAACCAUUUGAUCCCAUUCAGUUUCAUGGGAAUAUGCAUUUCGAUCUUCUGAAUGAUGUAAAUAAGGGUGGCUAACACUAAUCAAAUUUUAGAGCAUAUAGAGUUAAACACAGCCACCGCAUGAGAAAAAAAAUUGUACAUUUCAGUACAAUCAUCCUAAAUUGUUGUAAGAAAUGACAUGGUGUUUUUGGUAUAACAGUAGCCUGACAUUAUCAUGUUAUUAUAUACGGUUUGUUAUGUAGAAUACUUAUUAAUCAUUAAGUGAUCUUGCACCAUCCUGAGAAAUGGCGGAUCAUCGCUCUGCUGCGCACCGGCAGCACUAUACCACUGAUUAUAAUGGUUAGAUGACUUCGGGAGUUUCAUAUAACCACAGCUCUAUGAACUAUACUGAACAAAAAUAUGAAUGCAACAUGUAAAGUGCUGGUCCCAUGUUUCAUAAGCUGAAAUAAAAGAUCCCAGACAUUUUCUAUACACACAAAAAGCUUACUUCUCUCAAAUUGUGUGCACAUAUUUGUUAACAACCCUGUUAGUGAGCAUUUCUCAUUUGCCAAGAUAAUCCAUCCCCUGACAGGUGUGGCAUAUCAAGAAGCUGAUUAAACAGCAUGAUCAUUACACAGGUGCACCUUGUGCAGGGGACAAUAAAAGGCCACUCUAAAAUGUGAAGUUUUGUCACACAACACAAUGUUACAGAUGUCUCAAGUUUUCAGGGAGCAUGCAAUUGGCAUGCUUACUGCAGGAAUGUCCACCAGUGCUGUUGCCAGAACAUGUAAUGUUAAUUUCUCUACCAUAAGCCGCCUCCAACGUUGUUUUAGAGAAUUUGGCAGUAUGUCCAACCGGCCUCACAACUGCAGACCACGUGUAACCACUCCAGCCCAGGACCUUCACAUCCGGCUUCUUCACCUGCGGGAUUGUCUGAGACCAUCCACCCGGACAGCUGAGGAAACUGAGGAGUAUUUCUGUCUGUAAUAAAUAACUUUUAUGGGGAAAAACUAAUUCUGAUUGGCUGAGCCUGGCUCCCCAGUGGGUGGCCUGGCUCCCUAGUGGGUGGGCCUAUACCCUCCCAGGCCCACCCAUGGCUGCGCCCCUGCCCAGUCAUGUGAAAUACAUAGAUUAGGGCCUAAUUUAUUUAUUUCAAUUGACUGAUUUCCUUAUAUGAACUGUAAUUAUUGAAAUUGUUGCAUGUUGCGUUUAUGUUUUUGUUCAGUUUAAGUGGCGCAUUCAGUUGACUACAAUUUUUUUUUACACCAUUGCAGCAGCGCAAAAGAUUCAGGGCUGACCCAAAAUAAUUUGGGGCUAAAUCCCCGAAAGCCAGGUCCUGGUGACGUCCAUGUUCCUGCCUCAUUCAUCUUGCACGUCACGAUCCUCACCAAAGAUUACCACGCUACUAUCUGAGACUGAGUUGAUGUCACAAGGCAGAAGUACAGAAAAAAAAAUUCACCACCGGGAGUCCGAUAAAGAUCAGGGCUGUGUCUCAAUAGUCUUAAGUGGUGUCCUCCCUUUCAUCUGCACUGAUUUGAAACCACAGGAUAGGUGAAAGCAAUUUAAAUAUUAUUUCAGGAAGUCUACUUUCACCUGUCCAGACCAGGUGCUUCACACUAGUGCAGAUGAAGGGAAGGAGGCAAAGAAAGGAACCCACUGGGCACACACUGGUUGAAUCAACGCUGUGUCCACGUUAUUUCAAUGAAAUUAUGUUGAACCAACGUGGGAUAGACUUUGAAUUGAUGUCUGUGCCCAGUGGUGAGUUACAUUAGUAAAUUCAGAUGCACACAUAAUGUGCGUGCCAAAUGGCACCCUAUUGCCUAUAUAGUGCACAUUUUUGGACCAUAUUCUUUGUUUCUCUCUGUGUAGGCAGUGGAGGUUGAGGACUCCCAACUGAGUGUGGAGGCUGAGGCUCAGGGGUCUGGCUGCCAGUAUGAGGCCAAGGUGAGGGCAAGGGGGAAGACGGGACUGUGGAGCGAGUGGAGCCCCCUAGUGACCUGGUUGACUGAGGAGGGUGAGUGGAAACCCUACAUACACUGUAUGCACAAUUAUUAGGCAAGUCAGUAUUUUGACCAUAUCAUCAUUAUUAUGCAUAUUUCCCAACUCCAAGCUGUAUAAACUGUAAUGCUUAUUGGAUUUAAGCAUAUCAGGUGAUGUGUAUUUGUGUAAUGAGGGAGGGUGUGGCCUAAGGAGAUCAACACCCUAUAUCAAGGUGUGUAUAAUUAUUAGGCAGCUUCUUUUCCUCAGGCAAAAUGGGCCAACAAAGAGAUUUAACUGACUCUGAAAAGUCAAAAAUUGUAACAAGUAUUUCAGAGGGAUGCAGCACUCUUGAAAUUGCUAAGAUAUUAGGGCGUGAUCACAGAACCAUCAAACGUUUUGUUGCAAAUAGUAAACAGGGUCGCAAGAACCGUGUUGAGAAAAAAAGACGCAAAUUAACUGCCAAAGAUUUGAGGAUAAUCAAAUGUGAAGCUACCAGGAACCCAUUAUCCUCCAGUGCUGUCAUAUUCCAGAACUGCAACCUACCUGGAAUGCCAAGAAGUACAAGGUGUUCAGUGCUCAGAGACAUGGCCAUGGUAAGGAAGGCUGAAACCCGACCACCACUGAACAAGACACAUAAGCUGAAACGUCAAGACUGGGCCAAGAAAUAUCUGAAGACAUAUUUUUCAAAGGUUUUAUGGACUGAUGAGAUGAGAGUGACUAUUGACGGACCAGAUGGAUGGGCCCGUGGCUGGAUCAGUAACGGGCACGGAGCUCCACUUCGACUCAGACGCCAGCAAGGUGGAGGUGGGGUACUGGUAUGGGCUGGUAUUAUUAAAGAUGAGCUAGCUGGACAUUUUCGGGUUGAAGAUGGACUCAAACUCAACUCCCAAACCUACUGCCAGUUUUUAGAAGACACUUUCUUCAAGCAGUGGUACAGGAAAAAGUCUGCAUCUUUCAAGAAGACCAUGAUUUUUAUGCAGGACAAUGCUCCAUCGCAUGCAUUGAAGUUCUCCACUGCGUGGCUAGCCAGUAAAGGCCUUAAAGAUGAAAGAAUAAUAACAUGGCUCCCUUCCUCACCUGACCUAAACCCUAUUGAGAACUUGUGGUCCCUUCUUAAACGGUUGAUUUACGGUGAAGGAAAACAGUACACCUCUCAGACCAGUGUCUGGGAGACUGUGGUUGCUGCUGCACAAAAAGUUGAUCGUCAACCCUUUUGUUCUCUCUCUCUCUCUCUCUCUCUCUCUCUCUCUCUCUCUCUCUCUCUCUCUCUCUCUCUCUCUCUCUCUCUCUCUCUCUCUCUCUCUCUCUCUCUCGCCCUCCUGCUCCCUCCCUCCCUCCCUCACCUCCCUUCCCUCCCUCACUCAGACCCUGUGCCAGGCCACUCCAAUGCGCAGUGUGUGUUGGAUGAGGAGAAUGUGGUGACAUGCAGCUGGGAGGUGAAGAGAGACCUGGCUCAGUUCCUUACCUUCCAUCUGUCCUGCAAACACAACCACACUGCACCGUGAGUUAGGAUCUGCUGCCAAAGCACUGUGUGUAUGCCUUUGUGUGUUUGCGUGCCUGCAUGCGUGCAUGCGUUCGUGUGUGUGUGCCCAUGGAUGAGAGACGAAACAGUUGACUACACUUCAGUCUCAUAGAUUACUACUCUCUUUCACAGCAUUGUCCUCCCUCUUCUCCAUCCAUCCAUCCAUUUCUCUCUCCCUUUUGCCAUCUCUCAAGAGCCCAGAAAUGCUGUGUUAACACCAUGGUCAGCGCUCCAUCCAGGGGUCCAAUGCUCAAAUACAGCUGCUCCUUCCCUGUCCCAAACUCAGAGCAGCUAGAGGUGGAGCUCAUCCCCACACGCAACACCAAAGAGUUUCAAACACACAAACACAGUGAGUCAUUUUCACUCUGACACAGGGGUGAUGUUUUGGGGAGAAUAAAAUCUCAUAGCUGAGACUCAAUUUAUGAUUAUAUUUGUUUUGAUGCAAUCCAGAAAAUAUACUGCCUCAGUGAUUGUGUAUCAGUGCUGCCACCUGGAGUUUGUAUUGUGGUAUCACAGGCACAAUUUACUGCUGAUUCCCAAGUGUAUUCUCAAAAGUGACUCUAGAAGGUUUUGUAUAAUUUCAGCCAGUAGUUUAGAAAUUAGUGCUCAUGAGCCAAAACGGGUCCAGGGAAAUUGUGCACAACUGUGUACAGCAUCAUCCAUUUCGCAUGAUAUGUUACGUCCUGCAAAAAAUGUAUACGUUGGUAAGUGCUUAAGAUCCCGUUCAAUCUCUUUAAAGAUUCUUGAUGUCUCUCUCUACACAGUUCGUCCAAACCGUCCACUCGACGUGCAGAUAGAAGAGAUAGAUGGGAACUGGAUUCUAAAAUGGAAUCAUUCAAAAUCAAAAGUUGAACUCUCCUAUCAAGUGCACUACUGGAGUAAUGAGACUCAGGUAGGAGUAGUAUUUGAUCUAUUUUUGUGCUAUACUUUCACAGGAAGUGGGAUGAUGCAAAAGCAAUGUAUUUUCAUUUUCAGUAUUACAUUUGAUCAUCUCUAGAUCAUCAUCUAAAGAACGCUCAUCAAGCGAGAUAGACUGUUGCUUUCUUAAUCAUCUCAUGAAUAGAUCAUUUGAUGAUGAUUGAUAAUUCUACGGUGUCUCACUUGGUUCUGUCCAACCUUCUCUUUUUCAGGAGGAUACUAGGCUCCUCAAUGUCUCCCAGGGGUCCUUCUCGCUCUCCAUCCUGGGGGGGUCCCUGCGCCCCUCUGAAUGCUACCUGGUUAAGGUGAGAGCCCUGGUGGUCCCGGGAAGGGGUGAUACUUUUGAAGGACCACCUUCAGAAUGGACCGACCCAGUGGAGUGGACCUCACAAUCA